GACGUUUCGCCACUGUUUUUAUGCCGUGGGAGUUUUGAGAAGAAUUCUUACGAAGCUGUAGUUUGAUUACGAAAAUAUUUAAGUGAAAUAACACUUUAAUUUGUGCUCAAGUCUUUGAUAUAUUUUGUAACGGUACUUCAUACGAGGUUUCGGCACUAACAGUUGAUAAUUGACAUUUGAGACUGCACGACCCGAGGAGGUGAAUGAAUCCAGUGUGAUAGUUCAGCGAUUGUAUCACAUUGAAUUGAAUACAAACACGGAAAAAUGUCCAGGUUGUGAUACCGCGGGGUUGAAGUGAUGUGAUUAAUUAUGUAUCAGUGCAUAGGUGACGCGUUGCGCCGGAUUUGUGACACAAAAUAGUGCAAAAGAAAUGGGUGACAGAUUGAAACACCCAUUCAAAGUGAAAACAAAAACAUUAGUGGAUUUAUGAAAAAUGGAUGUAAUUACGGACUUUUCUGUUCUGAGUCCGGGACUGAUAGACGAGUUGGAGGCGUUCAUGGCCCCCGUCGGCGACGGCUGCUACCCACCGCAGCCGCUCGACGCGCGCCGACUUGGGGGCCAUCAACUGCCAGAAAGUCCACCGGACUCCGGAUCAGAGAACCCCUACAGCCCCUCGGAACCGGGGCACGCAGCGCACACGAUAGCAGUCUCCCAGACCGCGCUCGCAGGCGACUACAUGCUGGUGCACGACCACAUACCUACACACGAGAUCUUACAACAGAACGGCGAUUACAUAUACGAAGAACUCAAAUCAGAUAACCUAGACCAUGAAGUCUUAAGGGGAAAUCUUAAUGACGUGGUAGUUAUACCUCAAGAUCCAAAUAUAGUUGAACUUGGUAUACGCACAGUCCGACAUGAUUUAGGCUUAGAUCAGAUCACGUAUCAAAACCGCUACAAUCAGAUGAGAGUGGAAAUGCCAGAGUUGGACCAGGGCCUGAUUAACCCGCAGCUAGUCACGAUAGGCCAUGAGGGAGCCACGCUGACGCCGGUCUACACCAAUCUUCAGGAGCCCAGCAGUAAGAAGAGGAAGCACUCGCAGGAUAUUAAAUGUGAGCCAGCGGCUCUAUCGCCAGAGAGCGUGAGCCACAACCCCCGACCCGCGCCGCCCUCAGUGGACGGUUCGGAGGCGGGUGACGAUGUCCCCAUGCAGUGCAUUAGGUUCGCGCCCUUCCAACAAUCCGCAUGGCACCUACUGUAUGACUGCAACCUCAAACCACUACCGAACCCCUCUUACGUGGUGGGAGCAGACAAAGGGUUCAACUACUCGCAGAUAGAUGAAGCGUUCGUCUGUCAGAAGAAGAAUCACUUCCAAGUGACAUGUCAAAUACAAGUGCAGGGCGAGGCGCAGUACGUCAAGACAAAUGAGGGAUUUAAGAAAAUUAAUAAUUUCUGCUUACAUUUCUACGGUGUCAAGGCGGAGGAUCCAAGUCAAGAAGUCAGAGUUGAACAAAGUCAAUCGGAUCGAACAAAGAAACCUUUUCACCCAGUGCCUGUGGAACUUCGUCGCGAUUGUGCUAAAGUGACUGUGGGUCGUCUUCACUUUGCGGAGACGACCAACAACAACAUGCGCAAGAAGGGGCGACCCAACCCCGACCAGAGACACUUCCAGCUAGUGGUGGCGCUGCGAGCGCACGCCGCGACACAACACUACAUGGUCGCCGCGCACGCCAGCGACCGCAUUAUUGUGCGGGCGUCGAACCCUGGACAGUUCGAAUCUGACUGCUCGGAGGGAUGGUGGCAGCGCGGAGUCUCUGACAACAGCGUGCACUUCACAGGCCGCGUCGGUAUCAACACCGACCGCCCCGAUGAGUCCUGUGUCAUUAAUGGCAAUUUAAAAGUGAUGGGGCAUAUUGUGCACCCGUCGGACGCACGCGCCAAACACAACAUUGAGGAGCUGGACACUGCACAGCAGCUGCGCAAUGUACAGAGCAUCAGGGUCGUCAAGUUCAACUACGACCCGUCGUUCGCGGAGCACUCCGGUCUGCUGGGUCACGACCCGCGGCGCGCUGCUCCACACGCGGACACCGGCGUCAUUGCGCAGGAGGUGCGCCGCGUCAUACCUGAGGCUGUCAAGGAGGCGGGCGAUGUCACUCUGCCCAACGGAGAUACCAUUCCCAACUUCCUCGUCGUCAACAAGGACCGUAUCUUCAUGGAGAACCUGGGCGCGGUGAAGGAGCUGUGCAAGGUGACCGGACAUCUGGAGUCCCGUAUUGAGCAGCUCGAGCGAGUCAGCAAGCGUCUACAUCGCAGGGACAGUGCUAGAUCCAGUCUCAGUAAUGAUUCUCGUUUCUCCGGAUUAUCGACGUCCUCAAAAUCCUUUUACAGCGACGGCAACAUAUCAAUCGAUCAGAUACGCGACAUCGCGAGAAACAUUCGCAAACAUGAAUGUUGUCACAAACUGAGCCACAACUCACCCAAAUAUACGAGAAAGCAAUGCAAGAAUUGUCACGGGAACUACACUAAAUAUGGAAAAUAUUACAACUAUAAUAAAACUUGUGUCAGAUAUCAUUCGAAUAAGAGUGACAAAGUUGAAAGUACUGAUUAUCCAACUUAUGUCAGUUCUCUGGAGUCGAGUCCCACCACGCCUAAACCUGACGAAACUUACAGCAUUGUGUCGAAACAAAAAGAUUCUUGUCUAUGGUUGAGGGACGAAGAUAGUUUGGCGUACAACAGCAAGCUGGCAUUUUGUUGCCGAAGGAAGGACAGAUUUGGUGAUGCCAGCAGUGAAUUAGUAUCUAAUAAAUUCUUGCAAAUCGUCAUCACAAUUUUAAUUUUCAUUAUGGCUAUAUGCCUCGUAGUGAUGACAGCUCUAUACUUUAGAGAGCAUCAGGAGUUAUUGUCUAUGAAAGAGAUCAGAUUGCACGAGAAAUUCUCCAACUACCCGCACUACGGCAAGUUCAAUGUCAAUGGCGGCCCCGCGCACAGAGCCACGCCCCCAGACCAGAACCAAAUACAAAAUUUAAAACCUUCACAACAUGUUGCUGCAAAGAAAAGCGUCAAAGAGAAAGGACCGCACAAGACGACGCCGGAGUACACAACGAGCACUCCGGCUGACAUCUCGCACUCCACUACAACUGCAGUGCACGCCUCCAGGAACUACGUCAGGAAUGUGCUUAACAUGGAGCAGAGAGCGGCGCCGCUGCGUGCGGAGCGGCCUGCAGUGACGCGCGUGGCUGACGUGGUGGGGGGAGGCUGUACAUACACGCUCAAUGCUGACAACGAGCUCGACGCUGAGUGUCAGUCUUGCGGACUUGAACCUCCACAAACAUUUGAAAAUCAAGAACCAUUAGAACGCUCCAGCCCAGAGAAAGACCUAAACGAGACGUAUACAAGAAAUCUAGAUCAAACUUUAAAAGAAAUACCAAGCAUCCCAGUGAUAUUGGAGAAGAACAAUUCUGAUGCUUUGAAGAACGAAAACGAUUCACUGAGGAAUCAGAUACAUGAGGAAAUACUAGCUGAAUCUAAUUUAUUAGAUCCCAACAAGCAAAACGGUACUGAAGUUAGGAUGAAGAGGGAACUACGUCACAGAGAUCCGAAGGGCAGGAGGGAGGUUCGGGAGACAAAUGAAGCUUUGCUGAGAAGUAGUUCUGAGGAGAUGACCUUGACGGAACAAUCGGAUGAGGUGCCAUUGUCUCAAGGGUCGGAGUGCGAGAGCGUGUCUGUGGGCGUGUGGAGCGCGGCGGCGGGCGCGGUCAACACCUCGCUCUUCUCUGAGGUGGUGUGCGCGCGCGCUUUGUACAACUUCACCUACGGCGUGCCGCUCUCACACUGCCUGCAUCACAAGGAGCUCGCUAUCACAUUCAGGACGACAAAAUUAAAAGAGCUACGUCUGUGUGAACUAUACUGUAAGUACGACACUAUGAAGAACUGUCAGGUGAGCAGGGAGAUAGCCAAGCCCCUGCCCAGUGGCGACACCUGGAUCUCUAAAAUGAAUCUAGACUGUAACAUGGACAGACAUAUGAAGAUACGAGCUGCUUUCGCUCCUUUAAAGGACUUGUGCUACCUGAAUGCAGAACAUAAAAUACCAUUUGUGGAGUACAACAUACAUAUUUACAGAGAUUGUCGGAAUUGAAGAAAAU
Messenger RNA from Papilio machaon (common yellow swallowtail), 4079 nucleotides. RefSeq lists its product as uncharacterized. Bases 434 to 4072 code for a protein of 1212 amino acids. Gene Ontology annotation, cellular component: nucleus; endoplasmic reticulum membrane. The transcript is spliced from 20 exons. The record is from RefSeq and is a predicted model, not a curated record. Gene Ontology annotation, molecular function: sequence-specific DNA binding; DNA-binding transcription factor activity. Gene Ontology annotation, biological process: positive regulation of DNA-templated transcription; protein autoprocessing. Lineage: Eukaryota; Metazoa; Arthropoda; Insecta; Lepidoptera; Papilionidae.